UUACACAGAUCAGUCCCGCUUUGGUUACAGAGCUGUAAACGUUGUAAAACGUGGAGUGCGUUCUUCGAGAAUAUUUUCGGAUAAUAUUUCGUGAAUUUAUCAGUCUACCAUACUGUGAAUAUAUUACUUCAGUUAAUAUUUUCCUACAGUGAGUUGAGACUAAAUCUCUAGAAUUUAUCUGUGGAGGUCUUAGAGAAGGGGUGUAUUUCAUUCACCGAAAUUUUUUGGUGUUUGGAAACUAAUUUGAACUAAAUUUCAAUCACGGAUUUUACGUUAACAACUAAUGCUCAUAUAGUGGUUGAACAGUGUUGACUAUCUGUGGAUCUUUGAGAAACGAUUUGACAGUUUUCUCUUGAAAUUUCAGAAGUUCAAAAUCUUUGGUGCUUCGUCAAACUUUUCCAAUUUGACAGUUUUAGUUGAAAGUUUCAAAAGUUUAACAUCUUCGAGAAACUUUAUCAUUUUUGCAGUUUUUGUUGAGAGUUUCAGAAGUUUAACAUAUUUGGCGAAAAAACUUUGUUCAGUUUUUCGCUCUGAUUACCCGAAAACUUUAUCUUUGAUUCAGCAAGUUUUUCCAAGGUUUCCAAUUGUUUUAACACCGAUUUCCCAUAUAUUUAACAGGUAUCUCUCUUUUUCGCGACGAUAUUCCCAGGUUUUCAAUUGUUUUAACAUUGAUUUAUCUUAAAUUUAUCACAGUUUUCUUGUAGUUCGUGACGGUAUCAGGUACACACGUGUGUCUCGAGACAUUUCUCGACUAAUUGGAUAUUCGUGGUAGGUUUUCGUGACUGAAACGUGGAGUUCUGAAACUGUGUUGUGGUCGCGAAAAUGUGGGUGCAAUUUGUGGUGCUUUGGAUGGGGGUGGUGGGACCGGGGUGUCUCGAAGGACUCGCUGCUUCAAGGUCGGUGCGCAAUAGCGGUUCAAUUAGGAGCACUACUGCGCAGCCGGUCACUGUCACACCUUCUGCUCCCAGCAGGAAUUUCACCGGUCGAGGAUCACGAAGCAGAGAGCAGUACCUGUUCAACGUGUUCGAGGUGAUAGUAUCGACUCUCGAAUCGAAACUGCAGCGAAUCGAGAAUCUCGAUAAAGCUGUAUUGUAUCACAUCAGUGGCAGUGGCAAGGCAGAUAUUCGUGCAUUGCUUUUCUUCUAACUUUCUUCACUGUCAUUAUAGCGUGGACUCCACUAUA
Nilaparvata lugens (brown planthopper) is the source of this 1183-nucleotide messenger RNA. RefSeq lists its product as uncharacterized. The transcript has 2 exons. Bases 823 to 1146 code for a protein of 107 amino acids. The record is from RefSeq and is a predicted model, not a curated record. NCBI's taxonomy places the organism in Eukaryota, Metazoa, Arthropoda, Insecta, Hemiptera, Delphacidae.